AUGAAAGGCUGUCUUGCCUUAACGACGGCGGUGGGUGCUGCGCAUGCUUCUAGUCUCGUUGAUAUUUGCACCGAUGCCUACAUCAAGGCCGCCUUGCCCGCCGAGGACACCUUUCAGGCUAUCUCCAUGACUUCCAGCUCGGUCUCAACCAAGCUCCAUUCCAACGUGUCCAUCAGCAGCUCCAACUUUUUUCCCGCUGCUACCAUCAGCUACUGCGAUGUCACCUUCAACUACACCCACAUUGGCCGGAAUGAUCGAGUGGCUCUGACCUACUGGAUGCCCGCCCCAGCCGACUUCCAGAAUCGAUUUCUCACCACCGGAGGCGAGGCCUACGAGAUCAACGAGGGUUCCGGCACCUCUGGCUCCUUACCGGGCGGUGUUAUGUACGGGGCAGUCUCCGGUCUUACCGACGGUGGCUUCAAUGGGCAAUCCUUUGACGAUGUCUUCCUUCUCGCCAAUGGCACUGUCGACUGGCAAAACACCUUUAUGUUCGGCUAUCAAGGGAUCCACGAGAUGAUGGAAAUCGGCCGUGAACUCACCCGCAAUCUGUACAACACUGGGGAGAAGAAGGUCCAGCGGUACGGCUUUGACUACGACGGCAUUAUCGUCGGCGCGCCUGCCUUCCGCUUUGCCCAUCAGCAUAUUAACCAUCUUGUGCCCAACGUGGUAACCCAGACGAUGAAUUAUUAUCCGCCCCCUUGUGAGUUGGAGCUGAUUGUCAACGCCACUAUCGCUGCCUGCGAUCCGCUGGAUGGCCGCGCAGAUGGGGUCAUCGCCCGCUCGGACCUGUGCAAACUGCACUUCAAUCUCACCUCCUUGAUUGGCGCCCCUUACUACUGCGCGGCCAGUUCAGGCGGGAGCAGUCUGGGUCUCGGGUUCAGCAAGCGGCAGCCCAUGGGCGCGACCCCGGCACAGAAUGGCACCGUCACUGCAGAGGCAGUACAAUUGGUUCAAACGCUGCUCGCCGGCUUGAAAGACAACCAGGGCCGUCAAGCCUACUUGUACUUCCAACCCGGGGCGGACUUUGACGAUGUUGAAACCACCUACGACACGCAGACCGACGCCUGGGGCCUUUUUAUUGAUAGUAAUGGGGGCGAGUUUGUGGCCCGGUUUCUGAACCUGCAGGACGUGAGCUCGCUGUCUUCUCUCGACAAUAUUACUUAUGACACUAUCCGCGACUGGAUGCAGAUGGGGUGGACCAUUGUCCUCCAGCAGGCUGGAGGCAAGGUCCUGCAUUUUCACGGCGAACACGACCCCAGCGUGCCUACUGCCUCCUCCGUCCAUUAUUACGAGGCGGUCCGCAAGAUUAUGUUCCCUAACGAGACUCUAAACACGAGUGCCGCCGCCCUGGGCGAAUUCUAUCGGCUCUAUCUUGUCCCCGGCAUGGCCCACUGCGGCACCAACAGUGAACAGCCAAACGGACCCUUCCCCCAAACGAACCUGGCCGUCAUGAUCGAUUGGGUUGAGAACGGUGUGGUCCCCGUGACGUUGAACUCAACGGUUCUCCAGGGAUACAAUGAAGGUGAGCACCAACAAAUCUGUGCUUGGCCACUCCGCCCUCUCUGGUCCAACAACGGGACAACUAUGAAUUGUGUGUUCGACCAGGCCUCGUACGACACGUGGAUCUACGAUUUUGACGCCUACAAACUUCCUCUGUACUAA
Messenger RNA from Aspergillus fijiensis CBS 313.89, 1662 nucleotides. Its product is annotated as tannase and feruloyl esterase. The transcript has 3 exons. Bases 1 to 1662 code for a protein of 553 amino acids. The record is from RefSeq and is a predicted model, not a curated record. Lineage: Eukaryota; Fungi; Ascomycota; Eurotiomycetes; Eurotiales; Aspergillaceae.